CCAAAUUGAAAGAGAUAAUCACAUAUUUCUCACUUUCAUAUCUCUAUCAAUAUCAUCAGCAUCAUCAGCAUCAUCAUCAUGUCUCCAGCAGCUAAUUCAUCAAGAUGGUGCCCAACACCCGAGCAGCUGAUGAUCCUUGAAGAGAUGUACAGAGCUGGGACCAGAACUCCCAACGCUUCCCAAAUCCAGCAGAUCACAGCCCAUCUCUCUUUCUAUGGAAAGAUUGAAGGCAAGAAUGUGUUCUACUGGUUUCAGAAUCACAAGGCCAGAGACAGACAGAAGCUUAGGAGGAAGCUCUAUAAGCAGCUUCAGCAACAACAACUUUAUCAUCAUCAGCAGCAACAACAACAACAACAACAGCUCAUGAUCAAUAGUAUUCAGCAAAACCACCAUUUUCUUACUUCUGCUUCUUCUUCUUCUUCGUCUUCUUUUCAUCAACAACUUUCUUGUUAUAGCUCAUCACCAUCAGCCGGCUCUAUACCCCAGGUCCAGGCCGUUGGAGAUCAUGCAUCAACUCAUCAUCAACUAAUGAGCUACUCUUGGAAGAUGGAAAUCCCAUUGGAGAAGGAGAAUUCCAUGAUGAGAUUGUACGAUCGUGAUUGGACGAUGAUGGUGGAUGUGGGUCCACCUAAUUCGCCAUGUUGCAAUAAUUAUAAGCCCCUCAAGACCCUUGAGCUCUUCCCAAUCACAGCUACUAAUCUCAAAGAAGAGUGUACGACAUCCAAGCAUGUCCCUCAUUCCACCUCAACGACCAACUAA
Morus notabilis is the source of this 759-nucleotide messenger RNA. Its product is annotated as WUSCHEL-related homeobox 3A. Gene Ontology annotation, molecular function: DNA-binding transcription factor activity; DNA binding. The record is from RefSeq and is a predicted model, not a curated record. NCBI's taxonomy places the organism in Eukaryota, Viridiplantae, Streptophyta, Magnoliopsida, Rosales, Moraceae. Gene Ontology annotation, biological process: plant organ development. The coding region runs from base 79 to 759 and encodes 226 amino acids. The transcript is spliced from 2 exons.